Messenger RNA from Delphinapterus leucas (beluga whale), 4917 nucleotides. The record is from RefSeq and is a predicted model, not a curated record. NCBI's taxonomy places the organism in Eukaryota, Metazoa, Chordata, Mammalia, Artiodactyla, Monodontidae.
CAUUUCUCUGAAUAAGAAUCUCUGGGAGUGGGAUCCAGUGUACGUGUGUGUGUUUAAUUUUUUUAAGAUUCCUGGUUAUCUUGGUGUAUGACCAGUUUUGAGAAUCACUGAUCUGGGGCCACACUGUCCUUCUGUUACUCACACAUUGCCUGGCAAGAUGCCUUAUGUUGUGAUCUUCUCUCUGAUCAUGCUCAUUAUGGUAGUAGGGAAAUACUGCCUUUUGUCAUAGCACUGACAAGCUCUAUGGAAUUAGGCUUUGAGCCUUACUGGGCCUUGGGUGCUUUACAACGUAAUUCAGAGUCUAUGGAGCAAGUGAGACACUUCCCCAGAACUACCUCUACUCUUAGGCAAGAGCUGUUUCUGUCCUGCACUGAUGAAAGCAGAGCCUGGGCAGCUAAAUUCUUCCUGAUUCCCAUUGCCUAUCUAAUAUUUCUAACUCUGCUGCAAGGCAGGUAGGUGGGGCAAUUCCAGUAUUGUAUCCUGAUGUGAAUAAAGAACAGAUUUGGCACCUUAAAAUUUUAUAAAACUUCUCUAGUUAAGAACUCAAAAGUUCCAGAAAAUUUUUUAGGAUGUACUGAAACUCUUCCUACUCAAUAAAACUGAGAUUCUAUUUGCCAUACCUUCAUGAACACAUUUUUUUUGUGUGUGUGUGUUAUGCGGGCCUCUCACUGCUGUGGCCUCUCCCAUUGCGGAGCACAGGCUCCGGACGCGCAGGCCCAGCGGCCAUGGCUCACGGGCCCAGCCGCUCCACGGCAUGUGGGAUCCUUCCAGACCGGGGCACGAACCCGCAUCCCCUGCAUCGGCAGGCGGACUCUCAACCACUGCGCCACCAGGGAAGCCCCCUAUGAACACAUUUUGGUAGGAAAAAUAAGGGGUUUCCAAAAAACACCAAAUGAAUUUUUACCUGUGAUCCCUCAAUUUCACGCUGGAAAGAGUCUGCAGUUUUUUGACUAAAGCAGUUAACGCAUAAUAUUCAUGUGAUGAACGAGCAACUUCUUGUCUAGAUUAAUUCCAUCCAUAUAUUGUGUUUUGGCCAGCUUAACUUGUUGAGCUAACCAGGAUGCUCUGAAAGUAGCAUUAAUGAUAUCCCUUAUGGAUACAUCUCCUAUGGAAGAAAUAUACAUCUUUUGUACAUAUAUGCUUUUGACAGAUUAAUAAAAUUUACUUCACAAACUCAUUCCAAAGACAUCCAAAUGUCUUUAAAACACCUCAUAAUUUUGGAAUACUAAUCCCCAAAUUUAAGUUUUCCAAAUGAAGAAAUAAUAUAUCAAGAUCACAGAAAAUCAUUAGUCAUUAAUCUUCGAAAUAACCAUUAUGAAUAAUUAGUAAUAUUAUCAAAUUAAAAGAAGAAAUCAUGGACUAUGGCUAGCUAAGGGUCAUCAUGCACCCAAAGUAACAAUUAAACAUUGAUCAUAUGCCAGGCACUGAGAGUAAAACAGUGAAUAAGACAUAGGGGUCCCAAUUAACUGGUGGCAGAGGAAAUUAGUGGGGCCUGGAAAGUAGGAGACGGUAGGCUAGGAAGAAAUAAGGGCAAGUGUGAAGGCCUGGAGGCAGAGCAUGGAGGUUUGCUGACGCCUAAAAUUUGGAGGGAGACAACAGUGAAGAACCUGAGGGUGGUAGGCAGGGUUAAAUCAUGAAAGACCUUGAAGCCCUCUUGAGAAAUUAUCCCAAGGGAAAGGGUUUUAAAAAGAGAAUAUAUGUAUUUUAGGUAUGCAUUUUAGAAAAAUCCCUUCAGCUGAAGUGGAAAAUAGUUUAAAGAGGCAAAACUGGAGGCAGAAUAUCUAAUAGGAAAGCUUUGGAAGAAUGCAGGCCAGAGAUGAUGGUGACCUCAACUAAAGUUGUGGAGCAGCGGAGACUAUGAGAUAAAUGAAUAAAUCUGGAAGAUCCUAAGAAGGCAAAAUUAACAGGACUCUGACCCACUGAAUGAGUAAGGUAAGAGAAGGGGAGGAGGUUGAAAAUACUCAAGUUUCUGGCUGCUGCAGAUGGACUCAUAGAUACUGCAUUUACUAUGAAUGAUUUCUGGUGAACCUUACUUCUUAGACUAGUACUCAAGUUAAAUACUAAGGUGGUUGAUGUUAUGUUUCUCCUGUAUUUUUUUCUCCACAGAUAAUAUUAGAAGCACUGAUCAUUUUUACUUUAUCCCAAAUAAGGUGUUAAUUCAUUGAUUUAGCAAAUAUUUAUUGAAUCCCAGUAAGGUAUAGGCAGGGUAUAUUGUUAGGCAUUAGUGACAUAGACGAGGUCCAUUGGUUAUUUAAUGCAAUAGUGUUAAGGGCUACAUGGAAAUGCAGGGCGCCAUGACAGCAUAUAAAGGGGACCUGCGACCCUGGUAGGGCAGGAAAACUUCCCUGAGGACUACACUCUUUAGGGGAGGACUGAAAUCUGGGCAAUGACCUAGACAGGGGACAGAGGAGGGGUACCAGUGCACAAAAAAGAGCAUUCUCAGAAGAGGGAACAAAAAAGGGCAAAGGUCUCAAUACCUCAGGAGAAUUCUGAAUUUCUGGAGCCAAAAGAAGGUCAGUGAGGCUGGAGCACAAAAAUCCUUAAAGUAUGUGGAAACAGGUGAAACUGAUGAAACUACUGAGGUAGGUGGUGGCAGGAUCAAGUAGGGCUUUGUAGACCACUGAGGAGUUUCUAUUUUCUCCUGAGAUGAAUGGGAAGCAUUAAAGUAUUUUAAGCAGAGGAUCAUAAGAUUUGCAUUAAAAAAUGAGAGAGACAGACAGACACACAGGGAGAGGGGGACAGAGAAAGGGAGAGUGAUAUCUAUGAUCAGUGGGCCACUGUGAGGAGAAUGGAUGGGUGAGGGUGGGGAGAGAGCUAUAAAAAUUAAACCAGGCUCUUCCUAAUUUUCUGUCUCCUUUUUGGUUUUUUGUUUAUUUUUCAGAAUUAACUGUGCAUAACCCAUUUUUCUACUAGGCAGUUACCCACUGAAAUAAUAAAAAUUACAAAAUGUGAAACUGAACAGCCCAUUGUUUUUAGACUUCUUAGAAUCAUAUUUAUGUCACAAACCUUACCCCUAUUUCAAUUCUGAUAACUAAGAUUGAAUAUGUUAAAAAUGUACAGAGAGCUUGUGAUAUAAUAGAAAUACUAAAAAAAUAGCUUGAUGAACCAAUUGAAUAUAUAAGGGAAAAAGUAAUGCAGUCUAGUCUUUGUCUUUGAAAAAUAUAGGUCAGUAGAGAGAAAAGACCAUUAACCACCAGCAUACAAAUGAACAAAAUUUGGCUUCUUUGCAUAAUUGGUUUUCUAAAUGCCCACAGAUGCCGCCUAACCGACUAAGAGGUAUUGGGUGCUACAGAAAGUCUUUCAGAUGUUAGGCUUACACACUAGGCAGGUUCUCCAUAAACACUUCCACCGUUUUUACUUCUUCUAAGCAAUUAUAUUACUUUUUUUAACUGAUAUUUAAAUGUCCCUGCCUCAAAUGUAAUCUGCUAGAUUAAGAACUGGCAAUUGUCACUAUGUUUACACAAGAAUUGCUCUUUUGGACUGAACUUUUCCACCUUCCUGAUGUGUCCAGUUCCUGGUGCAGUCAUCAAACUCUAGGCAGACAAGUGGUCUUCACAUUACCUCCGAAAGAGUGUUUGCUUAAAGCUGCCCAAGGCCUUAUAAAUUCUUAGGUGGGUAGAUGGAAUUUUUACUUAGAGACCUAUUUUUAUCCCCCUUCUUGUGUGGCAGGUAUAGAAAAGCAAAGUAAGCAGAACGUUCAGUCUUCCACUGGACCGUGGGAGUGCUGAGAUUCCUUCAAACUCAUCCUCAAUUCUCCUGGAAACCAAUGGGUGUUGCUACUUAGGGAGUAUCUCCUUACCAGCCUCCUUGCUUAUCUGGCCAGACUGCCUGGGGAGAGGCACAGCAGGGCAAUGCAAGGAACUUGCACUUAGAGUCAGAUCUGGGUUGGAAUACUUACUGUGAGACCUGGGAGGAGUUACUCAACCUCUCUGAGCCAAAAUUUCCUCAUCUUUAAGGCUGAAGGAAAUCUGUGGACAGAAAGGCCCCUCUGCGAGCGGUCAAAGCUGGUUUUGCGCCCCCAACACCUCUUUCUCGGGCUUGGUUAUUCUACAGUAACUUCUCUUAGGGCCUUGAGGACCAGACCCGGAGCGUCAGGGGAGAGAGGCCACUGACCUCGAAGUCGGGGCGAUGGGCGAUGGGUGAUGGGACGGCACAGCGCUGGGGCCUGGCAAUGGCAGUCGGCCCCGAGCCCGACGCUCAGCGCCAGGAGCAGCGGCAGCAGCAGAGAAGCCAGCCCCAGGGCCCCGUGCAGCGAGGGAAUGAGGCGCCGGCUCCGGAGCUGCGGCCAGGCCAUGCCAGCGGCUCACCAAUCAGCAGAGCUGUCCCGGAUUCCCUGGCGGCGCCUGCUUUAUGGACGGAUUCCAAUGAUGCUAAGUGAAGAGCCAACUUGCAAAGUGAGGAGAGAGGUCACUGGAGCAUUCCAGGCAAAAAGAACAGCAGGUGCAAAGGCCCAGAGGAUCAUUCUGGGUAGUCUUCCUGAUGCCAUCACAGCCUCUGCCUGAACCCCAACAGGAAGGUCCAAAGCAGCAGAUGCAAACCCAGACGGGGCAAACUGGUGGAUUACUCUGUGUCCAGAAAAAUGGAGCUCAAGGCCACGAACAGAUACACCAUCCCAGGGAACCUGGCUGUCUUCCUCUAUCUGACCAUGGGGCUGCUGGCUAUUGGCUGGUUCUUCACUCGCUGGUACUUUGUUUAUGAAGCCACCUUCACCAAGCACACUCAUGAUAUGUACAAAAAGCUUCUCAUCUCCUUGGUGGCCUUGCUAUCCAUUGACUUUGGAGUUCUCUUCCUGCUACUCUGGGUUGGCAUCUACGUAUGAGCUCCUAAGGGAUCCAACCAGGUGGAUUCGUUGAAUCUUGGUUUUUGUAAAUUAAUUUUUUUUAACUGUUGCUGGAAGUGUCCCACCUGCUGCUCAGA